Messenger RNA from Prorocentrum cordatum, 360 nucleotides. The record is from the annotation of a GenBank genome assembly. Lineage: Eukaryota; Dinophyceae; Prorocentrales; Prorocentraceae.
CGUCGGCCUGCGGCGCCAAUGCGCCGGCAGCCCGUGCGGGCCGACGGGGCCAUGGCCGCCGAGGCGCCGCCGUGCGCCCUGCUCGCCGCCCUGCUCGCGGCUGUGCUCGCGCCGGCGUGGUCCUCGCCGGCGCCGCCGACGGUGCGCACUCUCUCUGGGCCCGUCAGCGGGGUGGAGAUCGGUGGCCGCUACGCGUUCCGCGGGGUGCCGUACGCGGAGAGCCCCCCGUGGGCGACCUGCGCUUCCGGCCACCGCAGCCGCACGCGGGGUGGUCAGGAGUGCUGUCCGCGACGGACUUCGGCCCCAGCUGCCCGCAGUACACGGGCGGCUGCUGGCACACCCAAAACGCGUCGCGGGUGA